UUCAGCCUUCUUACUUUAUUUUUUCGCUUUCUGAAUUAGAGCCUCAACAGAGAUGAUAGUGUACUGACAAAAAUGGCGUACGCAGCUAAACUUUUAAAUCCAAUUAGACAGUCGCUUGCUGCAAUUGCUACUUCAACUAGACCAGUCUCUCGCAUUUAUGGAAAAUUCGAAUCGUUAAAUACAAGGAGAAAGAACCUAGAACCUCUGCUGCAUAAUAAUAUUUCAAGUUUUCAGCAUCUAUUAAAUAUACGAAGUAAAACUGUUCAGAAAUUCUGUGUAUCAGGAUGCAAAACUAUUGGAUGCAUGCUUGGUGUGUCAGUUGCAUUUGGAUCAAUCUGCUUUCGACCCCAUGUUACAUAUGCUAUGGAUGAUAUUUUAUUGGAUGAUUAUCGCGUAGACAUGUCAGAUGGUUCAAACACACAAGAAGAUCCAUUUGCGUUUUGGACUUCUUUAAGGAAAUUCUGGUUUCCAGCAUCCUUUAUUCUUACUGUGUUGAUAAACUGGGAACAUCCUUUCCUACUUGGGAUAAAAAUCAUUCUUUUACUCAUCAGCACAAAGCCUAGUACUCUGUCAGUUUAUCUUUAUGUUGAACAGUUUAGCCAUCAGUUGAUGCGUCAAAAGCCUCACUUAUUCUUGUUUAAGACUAUAUAUGCCAACAAAGUUGAAGUGCAAGAUUAUAAGCUUCUUUGCCUUGCUAGAGUUCAAGUCAUAGAUCAGAAAAUGACUUUGGUAGGGAUCCUUGGAGGUUGGUGGGCUGUGCCAUCAUCACAGGGAGUUUUAUCUGAGCUUAGAACAUCGUUGAGAAACAAGGUGUUUUCACUUCAGCAUAGCUUCAAGAAAUCACAUGACAUGUCUUUUGAGUUCACCAAAUUCUGAUCUGUGGCCUACGGCUGAACUUCUAGAAGGUAAUAUUGAUGACUGGCCAGAUUUGAACCUGAGGAAGGAGCACAAAACAUGCCACCCCACUGUGGAAAGUAGAUUAAGGUGAGGGGCAGAGUGGCAACGAUCAUCAUAAGCCCCAUUAGUGAAAUGCUUGUCUGCUUAGACAAUUUGGAGCCCGAGAACAACAGCAUCUGGGUUACAACUGCCCCCACGGUCCCUCCGCUCCCCGUCAUCCCUGAUAUCACUCCCAGUGACCUGCGUCCGAAUAAAAACACACGACAUCAAAGCAACAUCAAUGAGCAUUUCUUUGAUAGUUGUCUUUAAAAAAGAGAUUCAAGUACGGCUUUCUCGGUAUCAAAUCUCCAUUGAAUUGUUACGUGACAGUUAGGGUGUCAAUAAUUUUGGAUUAAUUAAUGAAAGUACACGUGUUAGUCAU
This is a messenger RNA of Mangifera indica (mango), 1318 nucleotides long. RefSeq lists its product as uncharacterized. Lineage: Eukaryota; Viridiplantae; Streptophyta; Magnoliopsida; Sapindales; Anacardiaceae. The coding region runs from base 73 to 876 and encodes 267 amino acids. The record is from RefSeq and is a predicted model, not a curated record. The transcript is spliced from 8 exons.